UGAUUAUUUAGAUCAGACGAUAAGAUUUUGACUAUUUAAAGACCUACAAUCGACUCCACAGGCAUCAGAAUUAACUGACAAGCAAUUCUGAUAUUUUCCAAAAUGUCCGUUGAAUUAAGCCAAGAAACUCAUCUUAAGGUGACAAAUGCCACCAAAACCGACAUUAUUGCAACUGCAGUAUCAGGAACAGACCCAUUUGAUUGGGAAAACAAGUUAGGUCCAGCUGGAAACUUCCAAGGAGUUAAGAUUCUUGCAGGACAAUCUGUAGAAAGAAGAGAAGAAGUGAACCGUUCGGCCUCCAAUUGCCCUUUCAAUAUGAAACUAAUUUUUAGCGACGGUACCAUCGAUGAUUACGGCAUUAAUCAAAAAUUUGCCAUUGGAAAAGCUAAGCCUGAUUUUCAUCAUACGGGACCCCAUCUUGUGAGCUAUGAUCAACAGAAUAAAUACGUUAUUAUUACUGUCCACGACCAAGCUAAAGAAGAAAAUUGAUUUGUAAUGAGUAGUCUUUGUAAAAGUGUAGAUAACUAAAUAAACAUAGUUCUGGCAUCAUAAACAUA
Molecule: messenger RNA, 557 nt
Organism: Tribolium madens (black flour beetle)
Lineage: Eukaryota; Metazoa; Arthropoda; Insecta; Coleoptera; Tenebrionidae
Exons: 2
Coding region: 103-489 (128 amino acids)
Source: RefSeq, a predicted model, not a curated record